CCCCAGUCCUCCAGUCCUCCGUGCGCGUCGGGCCCGAGCCCACAGAGCCCAUGGAACCCACGGAGCCCAUGGAACCGGCGCGGAGCGCGCCCCGUGGGGGCGAGGCGCUGCUGCGGGAGCUGGAGGUGCUGGUGCAGGACGUGGUGAGGACGAGCUCCUGGUGGGAGCGCCACGGCGUGGACUGCGCCAUCCUCGCGCUCAGCCUCCUCGCCUUGCCGGCAGGGUUCCUGUGCCUGCGCUCGGAGAAUGCCCUGGUCUUUGCAUCGGGCAUCACCGUCUUGGGUGUGUGCCACUACACACUCACUGUCAAGGGCAGCCACCUGGCCACUCAUGGGGCCCUCACUGAGUCCAAACGCUGGAGCAAGAUCUGGCUGCUUUUCUUUGUGGAGGUGUGCACAGCCUUCACUGCAGAGCACGCCACGCACGGGCACGUCAAGAUGCAUCAUACCUACACCAACGUGGUGGGCCUGGGGGACUCCAGCACGUGGAGGCUGCCUUGCCUCGACCGCUAUGUCUACAUGUUCCUUGCUCCUUUCCUCCUCCCCAUCGCCACUCCACUGGUGGCUGUCGAGCGGCUGAGGAAGGUGGAGCUCGGGACGGCCCUGCGGACACUGGCCCUGAUUUCCCUGGGCCUUUAUUCUCACUACUGGCUGCUCCUGAACGUGUCAGGCUUCAAGAACCCCAGCUCAGCCCUGGGCUGCAUGUUCCUCACCAGAUCCCUGUUGGCCCACGCCUACCUCCACGUCAACAUCUUCCAGCACAUCGGACUGCCCAUGUUCUCCCGGGACAACAAGCCCCGCCGGAUUCACAUGAUGAGCCUGGGGGUGCUUAACCUGGCCCGGCUGCCCGUGCUGGACUGGGCGUUCGGCCACUCGAUCAUCAGCUGCCAUGUGGAACACCACCUCUUCCCCAGGCUCUCUGAUAACAUGUGCCUGAAGGUGAAGCCCGUGGUGUCCCAGUUCCUCCGUGAGAAGCAGCUACCGUACAACGAGGACUCGUACCUGGCUCGCUUCCAGCUGUUUCUCCGUCGCUAUGAGGAAUUCAUGGUGCAGGCCCCACCCAUCACUGAGCUUGUGGGGCUGCAAUGAGGUCGGGCCAGUGCAGCCACCCUGCCCCUCCCUGGCCUGGCCCUGGCCCUCCUGCUGCUGCUGCUGCUGGUCCAGGGAGUGUGGCUCAGUGGCUGGUAGUGGACCUGGAGAGUGGAGGCACCGGGCAGGCAGGGGGGCAGAGGAGCUCAGGCCUGGGGUCUGGGGGCCACCUGCCUUGCGUGCUUUUCUGGGUUUUGAGGGGUGUCUGGGGGAAGCAGUAAUGGUGGCUGUGCAUUCUGGUCAGUCUGGACCUCAGCAACUUCAUCUCAGGACUAAAGAGCUGGGUCCUUCCCCCUGUUCCAUCCGAGCCUUGGUAGGGUUAAAGGGAGGUGACAGGGUGAAGAGGGAUCCUGUGCAGGGCCCACCUGGGAGACAGCAGGGGGCACAGAGAGAGCAGGGUCAGCUCCCUCGGCUGGGACCUCCCUGGCAUUGGGAGAGCCCCACACGGCCUUGGCUACUGCUUCCUUCAGGCUCUGCCCACCAAGGUGCCCUCUCCCCCGGGGACCUCAGGGUGAGCUUGCUUUUGGCAGGCCUUCCUCGAUCCUCAGCCAAAGGAACCUGUGCAAGACACUGGCUCAGCAGUUCCCCAGGCCGCAGUAUCAGCAAGAUAAAAGUGAGUGUGUUUUGUCCGGAGGGAACUCCAGGGGAAGUGAGGGGAGAAGGUUCCUCAGGGACAGAGUUGGGGAAAGAGUAUAAAUAGCCAGCCAGGGGCGCUGGCUCAUGCCUGUAAUCCCAGCACUUUGGGAGGCCAAGGUGGGCGGAUCGCGAGGUCAGGAGCUCGAGACCAGCCUGGCCAACAUGGUGAAACCCCGUCUCUACUAAAAAUACAAAAACUUAGCUGGGUGUGUUGGCAUACACCUGUAGUCCCAGCUACUUGGGAGGUUGAGGCAGAAGAAUCACUUGAACCUGGGAGGUGAAGGUUGCAGUGAGCUAAGAUUGCACCAUUGCACUCCAGCCUGGGCAACAGAGCAAGACUCCAUCUCAAAAAAAAAAAAAGAAUAAAUAGCUUUGAAUGUGACCUUGGCUAGUUCAAACAGUUUGUUCUGUGAUGUUUAGAAAUGAACCUGGGGUGAACCUGGGGAUCAUCCACUGGGAGAGAGAAGAAUUUGUA
Messenger RNA from Pongo pygmaeus (Bornean orangutan), 2199 nucleotides. It is a transcript of the gene FADS6, whose product is annotated as fatty acid desaturase 6. The transcript is spliced from 6 exons. Gene Ontology annotation, cellular component: membrane. NCBI's taxonomy places the organism in Eukaryota, Metazoa, Chordata, Mammalia, Primates, Hominidae. Bases 51 to 1088 code for a protein of 345 amino acids. Gene Ontology annotation, molecular function: oxidoreductase activity, acting on paired donors, with oxidation of a pair of donors resulting in the reduction of molecular oxygen to two molecules of water. The record is from RefSeq and is a predicted model, not a curated record. Gene Ontology annotation, biological process: lipid metabolic process.